Molecule: messenger RNA, 1014 nt
Organism: Rubroshorea leprosula
Lineage: Eukaryota; Viridiplantae; Streptophyta; Magnoliopsida; Malvales; Dipterocarpaceae
Source: the annotation of a GenBank genome assembly
AUUACAACACAUUACCUAUUUUCAAAAAAAUAAGACAUUACAACAAUUAAAGGAGGGUCGACAUGCCAUACAUUUUUUCAUAAUCAAAAUCAAACUAACGAAAAUAUAUGAAGGAAAGGAAACGAAAAAGGAUAUGAUCAUUUCUCCAUUUUUCACGCAGCAGUUUCUGAUGUAUCACCCUCAAAGAAGGCUGUGUGUAGAGCCCUAACACACCGCUCUGCUUCAUUGUCGUUCACAAUCAAUGAUAUGUUAACCUAGUUGGUAAACCUAGAGGAGGAGGAGAUGGUGGUGUUGGAAAAGAUUUUGAUGGCUGAACGAGUUGGAAGACGAGUUAACUCAGAAGUUGCAGAGUCUAACUUGUUUGAGAUGGAGUGCGUCCACGUUGGGAAUUUAGUGGGUUGCUUGAGGUCGAUGCUUCAUGAUCUGGUCGGCUGCAUCUCCGCUGCUUCUCCGCCCUUAUACGACCGGCCAAUCGUCUGCAUAGUCACUGAAGUCUCCAAAAACCUUGAGCGCGCAGUGACCCUGGUUUCUUCCAUGGCAACUGGUAGAAACAACUCGAGCCAACUUGAGCAUCAACAACAUCAGCAUCAUCAGAUACAAGAGCAUAACCAUCAUCAGAUUCCUUAUGCCAUAUUUCCAUCAUCUCCAUCAUCAUCCUCAAUCCCCCCAUCUGGAAACUUCAUAAGCAAAGAUAGCGGAGCUUAUGAUUUGGGAGAAUUGGAUCAAGCACUUUUCCUCUAUCUCGAUGGACAAGACCCAUCUUCAGCUUCUUCAAUUCAAGAGCAAACUGUGCCUCCACCUCAGCAUCCAUCUCAGCAAAAAGAAGGUCACGUCAGACACAGAGGAAGGGCUGAUGAGCAUACUGUUAAAUGUUAACGGAAAUGUUAACGGAAGGGUCAAGAGAGGGGCUGAUUUGCCACUGCAGGUGAGUUGAGGGGUUGAUUUGCGCGUGAAAUGGGUUGAGGGGGUGAUUUGCCACCAGUUGUUGAGUUUAGGGGGUGAUCUGCACCUUUU